AUGGAGUCUGCUUCCCUUCACCUCAGUCAGCUGAAGGUUCCAGCAAAAGUUCCCCCGAACAAGCGGUUGGCCAGCUCCUCAAAGAUGGCCUCUGCGCAUCCAGGCUCUGGCAGCAAGGAUGUGGUAAAGGGGCCUGAUCAACUGGAGACUACUAGAGCCAUACAGCGCGAAGCAUUGAAGCUGGCUAUGCAUAAGCAGACCCUUCUAAGGCAGAUAGAUCUAGCAGAGAGCAUACUACAAUCCGUAGACGUUUUACAGAUCAAAAUUGAAGGUCUCGGGAAACACGUGCUUCAGGAAGACGAGCUUUUUUCGGAUUUGGAGACAUUAAAGUCUGAGGCAAGUAUACAGAAGGAGUCCGCGAGCAUAGAGGAGCAAGUACUGAACGUACUGGAACGGCGGGUUAGCGAAUAUGAGACCUUAGUCCUGAAGCUGGGUGAUCGCUCCAACCGUCUGGUGUCUCUCUAUUACGAGGCUAAAGACCUUAUCACACAAUUGAGUGAUAGCAAUACUAAUCUCAUAAAAAGGCACAUUGCUGAAAGCACGCAGGGCCCCGAAUCGGGAAUGGAGCAUUGUAAGUUGGGAGACAAGCGGCCACGUCCUGAUGGUAGACGGGCGAUAAAGAGAUCCAUUAAACAGUAA
This is a messenger RNA of Giardia duodenalis, 639 nucleotides long. RefSeq lists its product as uncharacterized. The transcript has a single exon. The coding region runs from base 1 to 639 and encodes 212 amino acids. Lineage: Eukaryota; Fornicata; Diplomonadida; Hexamitidae. The record is from RefSeq and is a predicted model, not a curated record.